AUGCUGGACGACGACGGACACGACAACCCACACGAACUCCGGGAACUAGUGCGAGCCUCAUUUCCGGUCCGAUCAACCGUCUCGGGCGAUCCACCGUUCCCGGAUCCCCCCGGUUGGUCUAACCGAUUGAAAGUGACAAUUUCGUUACAGGCGCUGAUUAGUCAAUCCCGGAGCAUACUGCUGGGUUGCGUAGUCUGUGUCAUCGGCCGACCGGAGCCGGAACCACCACGCGGUCGCAUCGUGACACCGGCGAAGCAACAACAACUGCCCCAGUACGAGUACGGGGCGCCCAAGCCCGAGUACGGUCCGCCGGCCGAAGAGUACGGUCCACCGCAGCCGACCGUCUACGGACCACCCCCGUCCCAAGAGUACGGACCACCGCCGAAGCUGAUCACCAAGAACGUCUACGUGCACGUGCCGCCCGAGGAACCGACCGAGAUCAUCCGCAGCCCCGCGCUACAGGCCCCGAUCCCGAAGAAACACUACAAGAUCAUCUUCAUCAAGGCCCCGGCCCCACCGGCCCCGCUCCGGCAGGUGGUGCCCCCGCAGCCGCAGGACGAGCACAAGACGCUCGUGUACGUGCUCGUGCGGAAACCGGAAGACCCGGUUCCGCUGGAGAUCCCGGUGCAGGAAACCACCGAGCCCAACAAGCCGGAAGUUUACUUCAUCAAGUACAAGCAGAACGAAAAGGAACCACCGAAGCAGUACGGCCCACCGGCGCCCGCCCCCAGCUACGGGCCACCGUCCGGUCCCGCCCGGUACCAGAAGUUCUAG
Molecule: messenger RNA, 774 nt
Organism: Anopheles cruzii
Lineage: Eukaryota; Metazoa; Arthropoda; Insecta; Diptera; Culicidae
Exons: 2
Coding region: 1-774 (257 amino acids)
Source: RefSeq, a predicted model, not a curated record